Messenger RNA from Cadophora gregata, 3008 nucleotides. RefSeq lists its product as uncharacterized. NCBI's taxonomy places the organism in Eukaryota, Fungi, Ascomycota, Leotiomycetes, Helotiales, Ploettnerulaceae. Gene Ontology annotation, cellular component: fungal-type cell wall. The record is from RefSeq and is a predicted model, not a curated record. The transcript has 2 exons. Gene Ontology annotation, biological process: fungal-type cell wall polysaccharide metabolic process. Bases 1061 to 2275 code for a protein of 404 amino acids.
UCGAGUCUAUUUACGUAGUUGCAUGAACGCAACGUCGAUCACAUGACCAAUGUAUAAUUGGAGUUUAGCCGCUGUUUCCCCCUUGCCCUGCGCAUAUUAGGUACAAGAAGCUUGGCCAGAUCCUUCAGCCACCUUUUCAUCUGAACCCCGGGCAAUACUGCGUCUUUUACACAUGAGCCCAGGAUCCGGGUGAGAUUGAGUCUCCCCUUCUUUCUGUGGAGCUUUGAGAUCAGGAUUUUCGAUCUCCGUCAACCUGCAUAUGCUUUUUCUGCACGCGAAACUCACCUUGCAUAGCGGGCGAAACGCUGCACUGAUAUGGACAGAGCAAUCCGAUGCGAACCAAACAAAAGCGUCCGAACCGAACAAACAGCCGAUCAAAGAUUCCAGACACGUCGAUGGGAUGAACCGACAAAUCCUUCCUCUACCCCUUCUUGGCGCUUGAAACCUCAAACAGAUGGAGCCCAUCCCGAUCCAGUCAUAUCUGAUCGUUUAGACGCCAUCUCGGGUGGAGAGCACCAAGCUUUUCUUAGCGUGAGGGCAGCGUUUCAAACACCCGGCGAUGUGGGUAUUUGUGUGGAAAAUUCACCCACCCGAGCGGGAACUCAAUUCACCCCCUGUGCUGUGCCAGGCUCUGGGCCAAUCUCCAAAAGCGGCUGGCCCCGAUCUGACCCUUCGCUAGGGAGGCGACGACGGAUACAUAUUUUAAGCAUAUCCCCUGACGAAGCCUAUUUCCCUUUCCUCUUUUUCUCGACAACCGCUCUUUUUGGUCCCCAGAUUCAUUUUUGAUUGCUUUCGUUCUUCCUUCGUGAGGAUAGAAAUACUACACACCGCACUUGACGUUGCGAUCUGGAUCUUGCUCUUGCUUCAUUCAGUCUUACCUUCUUUUGCACAUACACACUCCUUCAGUUGAUUGAAUCAACUUUGCUCCCAGCACAAACACACAGACAGUCGUCUCACGAUCUACUUUCAGACACCUCACGUACACACUCCUUCGAGUACUACCACAGAACGAAAACACAAUCAACCCAACUCUAAAAAGUUCAGCUUCGAUCUCGCCAAAAUGCGUACCACAUUCUCCACCCUCGCCGUCAUGGCCUCGUCUUUGCUGGUCAAGGAAACUUUCGCAGCUCCAGCCAUCCGCGCAAGAGACUACUACUUGGACACCGACAAUGUCAUCGUGACUGAGGAGGUUUGGGUCACCGAGUUGCCUGACGGAUCCUAUGCCACCGGAGCACCUGUUGCUGUGGGCACAAUCACCAUUGACGGCAGUGCUGUUCUCGUCACUGAGCCAAUUCCUUCAGCCACUCCACCUCCGCCAGCACCAAUUUCCGUGGCUCCUGCAACCACCGAGGUCCCAGCUACUCCCUCCACAUCAUCCACGCCUCUUCCUGAGCCAACUACUUCCAGCGUUGUUGCAGAUGCUGUCUUCAUUGAGCAGACUCCCAGCUCGACCUCGGUUUAUGUCGCACCAACCACUUCCGAAGCACCAGUUGUUGUUCCUACAACAUUGGAGAGCGUUGUUGUUCCUCCAACAACCACUUCGGCAGCUCCAGUAGCUACCACCCCCGCCUCGAGCUCUUCCUCCGGCAAGCGUGGUCUUGCUUACAACGACGCAAGCCUCCUCUCAGCAUUCACCAGCGCCUCAGACGUAACCUGGGCCUACAACUGGGGUUCUACCACACCCUCCAUCCCCUCCAACUUCGAAUACGCUCCUAUGCUCUGGGGUCUCCGCCCCGAUGACAUCAGCAACUGGGCACACGCUGUUGAGACUGCCCUCGCAGGCGGCUCCACCCAUCUCCUCGCUUUCAACGAGCCCGACUACUCUGGUCAGGCCAACCUUGCACCCGCCGCAGCUGCCACUGGAUACCUCACCUACAUGCAACCAUACGCAUCCAAGGCCAAGCUCGUUUCCCCUGCUGUCACUAACGGAGGUGGCGAGAUGGGCUUGACUUGGUUGUCGAACUUCAUCUCCGCGUGCUCCUCCUGCACCAUCGACAAGGUUGCCAUCCAUUGGUACAACGGAGGAGAUGCUGCUGCAUUCAAGGAGUACAUGGCCAAGGCCUACACUGCUGGCGGCAACCGUCCUCUCUGGAUCACUGAGUUCGAGGCUGCCGGAUCCGACUCCGAGCAAGCUGCUUUCUUGACCGAGGUCAUGGCUUGGAUGGAUGAGACUGAUUACGUCGAGCGUUACGCUUACUUCAUGGUGUCUGAGGGCAACCUCGUCAACGGCAAGUCGCUCAGCUCCUUGGGCUCGACUUACGCUUCGUCCGCAUAAGCACCCACACAUCAAGAUGUGAUGGGCGAGAUGCGACACGAGAUAACGGCCUUUGAUUCUCCUCACCUACUUUCUUGUUCUACCUUUUGUAGAAGCAUGAUCGAUAGAUCACAAGAAAAGCUUUACUUUCUUUGUACAUACUUUCUCUUUGAUGGAAAAAUUAGGGGGCGAACAGCGGUGUCAUCUAGACUGCAGGAUCGGGAUCAGGAAAUCCAUUUUGGCGAAGGUGUAAGGAGAGAUCUCCUGGAAGGCAAUGAAGAGAUAUAGAUCGCAUUCUUUUUGACUAUUCUCGGAAUGAAGAAUGCUCUCUUCAACCAUUCGUGUUCCGGGCUUUGUGACUGUAUCGUACCUAAUCGUGUGAUAGGGCCCCAGGCGGAGAAUGGUAACGCCAUUCCAGGGAUUACGCAAUGUGGCGUAUAUCUCAGCACACCUAGUAGACGAGCAGGCAUGCCCUGUCCAGCGCCACAAGCGCUGUCAGUGCUUGAUCAGCUGUAGCCCAUCCAGCGUUCUCAACAUCAGCAUAGCAGCGACAACACUAAAUUUCCUCCAAACCGCUGGCUUAUCUUAAUCAUCUCCGGUAACAUCACCACUCUCUUUACCGUCGAUAUAACCAGCCAACCACCGAAACGAAACAGUGACACUCCCAGCACUCGCAAGCAAAAUCUUCCACCCUCGUCCACCCUCCGUUCCCUUGCAGCGUCCCAAAACACCGGCGUCUCAACCUCGCAAACCC